Ananas comosus (pineapple) is the source of this 3049-nucleotide messenger RNA. RefSeq names its product pentatricopeptide repeat-containing protein At3g09040, mitochondrial-like. The record is from RefSeq and is a predicted model, not a curated record. Lineage: Eukaryota; Viridiplantae; Streptophyta; Magnoliopsida; Poales; Bromeliaceae. Gene Ontology annotation, cellular component: intracellular membrane-bounded organelle. Bases 160 to 2535 code for a protein of 791 amino acids. The transcript has a single exon. Gene Ontology annotation, molecular function: protein binding; RNA binding. Gene Ontology annotation, biological process: RNA modification.
CACGGCUUUGCACCGAGGACAGCAUUAACGGGAUCUCAUUGAGACAGUUUGGUGAGCCGUCUGUCUCACCCUGUACUUGAAUGUUAAUAUAAAAGACCGUAUUGGACGGCAGAUUCGAGGAAGAAUGAAGUGAUCCUCACUUGAAUUUGUCUUUUUUGCAUGCCUCUCUUGAUUAAGUUAAGAUCAUGUAAAAUUGCAAAGCAACAAUAUUCCUCUCCUAUGAUUUUUCCCUUUCUCCAAUCCAUCAUCUCUUUCCAUGCAAAGUCUCACUGUUUCUCUAAUAAGCUCAUUCAUCUCCCACUUAUUAUUCCCCACCUCCCUCUCUCCUUCUCUGCAAUACCCAACCAUGCUCAAAUUGUUAAGCUUGGCCACUCCAAUGACAUGUUCUCCCAGAACAACCUCCUUACCAUGUACUCAAAAUCCCACCUUUUGUGUCGUGCACGACAAGUGUUCGACGAAAUGACCGACAGAAAUGUCGUCUCUUGGACUUGUAUGAUCACUGGGUCGAUUCAGAACGGCGAAUGCGAAAUGGGUUUUCGGUUGUUUCGACAGAUGUUGAGGGUUGGGUUUUAUCCAAAUGAGUUCGCUCUUGCUAGCGUUGUAAGUGCGUGCGAAUCCUAUGAGGAAAUAAAGCUUGGUGUUUCGCUUCAUUCGAUUGCAUUAAAGCUUGGAAUAGACCGGAAUCCGUAUGUGGGUAGCUCGGUCUUAUUGAUGUAUGCGAAGAACAGGGAUACUGAAGUGGCAGAGAUUGCAUUUGAGUGCAUAUUUUAUCGAGACCUAGCUUGUUGGAAUUCAAUGGUGGAGAGCUACGUAUUGAAUGGCUACGGAUACAAUGCGAUGCGAACAGUAUGUUCUAUGCACCGAAAAGGACUGGUUUUUGACCAGUUUACUUUUUUAAGUGCUAUUAAGGGAUGUUUGAUUAGCAAAGACUUAAAUUAUGCACGACAAAUACACUGUUUGAUCAUCCAGAAUAGGUUCGAGUCGUAUAUUGCGGUGAUGAACUCUCUCACCGAUUUGUAUUUCACAUUAGGCGUGAAGGACGUUGCUUUGAAGGUGUUCGAUAAUAUACUAGAGAAGGAUGUUGUUUCAUGGAAUACGCUAAUAUCUGCGGCUGCCCAAGAGGAGGAUGAGAUAGAAGCCAUGGGUUUCUUCUCUAGUAUGUUAUCAACUGGUUUGAAGCCUAACCACGUUACUUUCUCUGUUAUAUUAAGAAUGUGUGCUGUUAAGGAGCAAAUUUCACUUGGUCUACAGUUCUUUUGUUUAGCUUGUCGUAGUGGAUAUUCUGAUAAUGUUCUUGUUGCUAACUCGGUUGUAGAUUUUUUAUCUAAAUGUGGUUUCGUGAAUACCGCAUAUCAUUUUUUCCGAAGCAUCCCGGCUAGAAAUCUUGUUACAUGGAAUGAAAUGAUAUCUGGGUAUGGCUUAAAUGGCUACAGCAAAGAGGCAUUUCAGCUUUUUCGCAAUUUACUUAGGUCAAAUAUAAGAGGAGACGAAUUUACAUAUUCUGGUGUAUUAGGUGCUUGUAAAGAAACGCAAGAUUCAAGGACAUGCGAGCAGAUACAUGGUAACAUCAUUAAAUCCGGUUUUGCUUCAUAUCAGUAUGUAUGCACAUCACUGGUGAAAGCUUAUAGUAUGAUUGGAUCGGUUGGAAACUCAUUUAGGGUUUUUGAAGAAGUCGGUGAAUUAGAUUUGGUGUCUUGGGGAGUGAUUAUCUCUGCAUUCGUGAAACGAGGCCUUUUCGGAGAAGCCCUUUCACUUGUGAACUGCUUGAGAGAAGAAGGGCAACAGCCCGAUGAGUUCAUACUGGCUAAUAUUCUAAACGCAUGUUGUAACGCCGCUUUGAUUAUCCAGUGCAGGUGUAUCCAUUCUCAUGUAGUUAAGACAGGUCAUGAGAAGCACUUUUGUGUAGCAAGUGCUGUUAUAGAUGCCUAUGCUAAAUGUGGAGAUAUUAUUAGCUCCAAGAUGGCUUUCGACAACUCUUCGGUAGAAAAUGAUGCUAUCCUCUACAAUACUAUGAUCACAGCUUAUGCACAUCAUGGGCUGAUAAAAAAAGCUCUUGAACUCUACGAGCAAAUGAGACUAGCUAAUGUAGAACCUACUCAAGCCACAUUUGUCGCGGUCAUUUCAGCUUGUAAUCAUCUGGGACUAGUGGAGCAAGGCAAAUACAUUUUCAACUCAAUAAGCUACAUUUAUGGAAUGCGACCUACGAAGGAUCAUUUUUUAUGCUUGAUCGAUCUCCUUGCACGAAAUGGACUUCUUGAGGAAGCUAAGGCUGCUAUAGAAAGCAUGCCAUAUGAACCUUGGCCUGCUGCGUGGAGGUCGUUGUUAAACGGUUGUCGAAUUCAUGGAAAUAAAGAGAUGGGUGAAAUUGCAGCUCAAAAGAUACUAAAAUUGGUGCCAAAUGAUGAUGGUGUUUAUGUCUUGCUUUCGAACAUUUAUGCUGAAGAUGGUAGUUGGGAAUGUGCAGAGAAGAUAAGGAUGAAGAUGGAAGAAAGGAGAGCCCAGAAGGUUCCUGGGUAUAGUAUGAUUGAGAUAUAAGGAAUAAAUAGUAAAUUCUGAUAAAGACAGCAAGACGAGCGCAAUCAGAAUUUCAGGUCUUUCAGAUAAUCGAUAACGAAGGUGCUUAAUUUCUUAAUUUUUGUGAAGUAUUUGAAGAUAAUUUACUUGUGAUUUGUGAAGUGAUCUGCAGUAUAAAACUCUCAAACUUGGUAGCCGAGCGAAAAGAAUGAAAGCAACAGAUCUGUUGUUACUGAGGUCAUAUUCACUGCUGAAGAACUGGGAAAGCUGUAUUAUGCUAAUGAACGAAGAGUGUUGGUACCGAAUCGAUAAAAGUAGAACAAAGGUUGAUGUGCUUUACAAAUAGGGCAAUGAUUCGCGCGGCUAUUUGUAUAACUGGAUUUAAUAGGGUUUGUAUAUAUGUGAAGCAAUUUAUGUACAGGAUUUAGUGAUGGUAGCAGUAGCAAGUACUGUUUAGUGUAUUGCACAGCAAAUUCCUCAUGCACAUUAAUUAUUUCUUUUAAGACCGAAACUUAUUCGAUCCUUCUACUUUUUA